Molecule: messenger RNA, 1644 nt
Organism: Linum tenue
Lineage: Eukaryota; Viridiplantae; Streptophyta; Magnoliopsida; Malpighiales; Linaceae
Source: the annotation of a GenBank genome assembly
AUGGAUGGUAAGUUAGAAGCUACCCUUCUUCUUCUUCUUCUAACUAGUACAGUAGUCAUCAUCAUAUUGGCAACGAGGAGGAGAAGGUCGAAGUCGGGAGUAUCACGGCUGCCGCCGGGGCCAUGGAAGCUGCCGGUGAUUGGAAAUCUGCACCAAAUGCUGGCCGGCGGCGGCGAUCGUCACCUGCCCCACCGCCGGCUGGCCCACCUGGCCACCAGAUACGGCCCACUGAUGCAGAUCCAGCUGGGCGAGAUCCCCAGCGUCGUCGUGUCCUCCCCGGAGUGGGCCCGGGCCAUCAUGCAGGCCCACGACCUCAACUUCGCCACCAGGCCCGUCCUGCCCUCCGUCGCCAUCAUCUUCUACGGCUGCCGCGACAUCGCCUUCGCGGCCUACGGCGAGUACUGGCGGGAGAUGAGGAAGGUGUGCGCCGUGGAGCUGUUGGGCCCGCGGCGGGCCCAACAGCUCGGCCCGAUCAUGGAGGAAGAGAUGGCCCAGAUGGUGAAGAGAAUAUCUUCCUCGUCGUCGUCAUCAUCGUUGUUAUGUGACAAUCCAAGUACCACAUCGGUAACACAAGGGACGACGACGACGAGACCUUGCAUGUUAUCAUCAUCGUGCGUCAACCUGACGCAGAUGCUGUUAUCACUGGGGAACGCCAUCACGUCACGGGCCGCCUUCGGGAAGGCCCAGAGACAGGAAGACGUCUUCCUGCCUUUCAUCGAACAGAUGGUGAACACGCUGGGAGGUUUCACUUUCGGCGACCUCUUCCCCUCGUGGAAGCUCUUGCGUCGCGUCGUUGGGACGGAGAAGAAACUCAAGGAGCUUCACGGGGCAGCAGAUGUCGUCCUCGAAGGUAUCAUUAGCGACCACUUAGCCAAACGAUCGGUUGUUGCAGCGGACGAUGAUGACGACCAAGACCUUGUUGAUGUGCUUUUGAAUCUCAAGGAGGACAAACACCUCGGGUAUACUUUCUCCAACUCCGAGAUUAAAGCCGUCAUCCUCGACUUGUUUCUGGCUGGAACUGAAACAUGGACUGUCACAGUGGAAUGGGCGAUGUCACAACUGAUGAAGAACCCGAGAAUCAUGGAGAAAGCACAGAGAGAAGUCAGACAUGUGGUGGCAGGAGCUGCUGGUGGAGGAAAUAGUAGGAAAAUAGAUGCAGCGACGGUGGACGAACUGGGCUAUCUCCAGCUGGUUGUGAAAGAGACUUUAAGGCUGCAUCCUCCGGGGCCCCUGACGAUACCGAGGGAGUGUCGAGAGACGAUAGUGAUUGACGGGUAUCGGAUACCGGCCAAGACCAGGGUCAUUGUCAAUGCAUGGGCUAUCGGCAGAGAUCCGCGCCAUUGGGUCGAACCGGAGAAAUUCCAUCCGGAAAGGUUCCUCGACCUCGCGAUCGACUACAAGGGACUCGAUUUCGAAUUCAUACCGUUUGGAUCCGGACGAAGAGUUUGCCCCGGGAUGCAGUAUGCGGUCUCCAGCAUCAAUCUUGCGCUCGCCAAUCUGCUCUAUCAUUUCGACUGGAAGCUGCCCAAUGGGAUCCAGCCUCAAGAUUUCGAUAUGUCCGAGGGAUUUGGGAUUGAAGUGAAAAGAAAAAAUGAACUCUUCCUAAUUCCCGUUCCAUCCCACGCCUCAAAUACUAGCGCCUAG